AUGAAAAAUUUACUAUAAAAUAGAAGCUAAAAGUAAACCAUAUAAGUUAAAGAAAAGGAAGGAAAGCCCAAAAUAUUUUUAAGUGAAUGUAAUUCAAUAAAUAUAGAAAAGACAAUUUAGUCAAAGAUUAAUAAAACUUAUAGUAAUGGCAUUCAUAACAAGUAUUAAUGUUAAAAUUAAUAAAUAUAUGAAUCAUUCUUUUAGCAAAAUGAAUUUUAGGGAGAUUAAUAAGAAAAUGCAAUAAUUUAGAGCGAAGAGAUAAAAAAUAGUCAAAAUGUUUAAUUACAAUUUUCAGACAACAAUAUUUAAACCUAUACACAUUAAGAAUAAAAUUAUUUUUAAAAAAAAUAAUAUAUCAAUACACAUUAACAAGAAAAUAUUAAAUCAGAAAUAUUUGGCAAUUUAUAAAGCUUUUAUGAAGAAAAUAAAAAUAUACAUACUUUGCAAAUAAAAUAUCAAAAUUCUUUAGAUAAAUAUAUUAAUUUAUAUGAUAAAGAACAAACGAAUUAAGAUUUGACUAUUAAAAGAAGAGAUUUAACUAAAAAACUAACAUAAAAAACAAUUUAAAGCUAAAAUAGCUUUAAUCCUAGUUAUCAUGAUAUAUAAUAAUAAUCUGUAAAAUAUUCAGGAGAUUAUUAGGAAUAACCAUCAAAUAUGUUAAUUACUAACUAGUAUACGAAUUUUAUGAAUAACCAAUCAUAAAAUUAAUAACUUUAGAUUGAAUAAAAAUUAAAAUAAAAAGGUUAUCGCUAGGGUUAACUUAUAGCAAAAGGUAGUUUUGGAAAAGUUUAUGAUGGAAAAAUAAUUGCAUAAGAUGAGAAUCAAGAAAAAGAAUGUGUCUUUAAAGUAUUAUUUUAUUAAAACGACAAGUAGUUAUAGGAUAUAGAGUAAGAAGUUUAAAUUAUGAAAAAAUUUGAGAAAAAUAUUAAUUUUUUAUAGAUUAUUGACGAUUUCAAAAUAGAUGAAGGUAUAUUUGUUAUUGUUAUCGAAAAAUGCAAAUAUACUCUUCAACAAUAAUUAAAAGAUUUAUAAUAAGGUGGAUUCAAAUUUUUAUUGCUUCUUUAAAUUAUAUUUAACCUUCUUGAUGGAUUGAUUUUACUCAAAGCACAUAAGAUUCUUCAUUGUGAUAUUAAGCCUACAAAUAUCUUAGUCAAACAGGAAGGGAUUCAUGUUUAUUGUGAUUUUGGUAUAUCUGUAACAAUAAAUGAAUCUGAAAAUGGAGUUGAUUUUAAAGGAUAUACUGAAUAUUAUGCGCCUAAAGAAUAACUAAAAAAUGAUAAAUAAAAGGCUGGGAAUUGGACAGACAUAUUUUCUCUAGGAAGGACAUUUCAAGAAGUACUUAAAGUAUACUAAUAGAUAAAUGGGUAGGAGAUAAAAGAAUUUAAUGAAUUCGUUAAUUAGAUGACUGAAGAUGAUAUAAAUAAAAGACCUGAUUGCUUAAAGAUUCAUGAAAUGUUUUUUAAAUAUGUUUUAAAUUUAAAAGAAAAUUUUAUAGAUAAAUUCGAAUUUUAUAAGCUGUACACAAACAAAAUAUAACAAUUGUUGCUUUUAUUUGCUUAUGAUGAAAAUAUAGAUAGAUAAUUCUACUCUGAUGUUUAAAUUUAUUACAAUAAACUGUUACUUACCUUUUACCAAAAUAUUCAUGACACAAAUUAGCCUUACGAUCAACCAGAACUAGCAACCUUAUUGUACAACCUUGGAAAUUGUUAUUUUAAAUAAAGAAAGCGCAAAGAAGCAUUAUAAUACUUUGAAUAGUCACUUGAAAUAAGGGAAAGGCUAUUUAAAUAUGAUCACAUUGAUACAGCUAACACUUUAUUCAAAAUAAGUUAUUGCUAAUUUGUAAAUAAUGAGAUUAAAUUAGCUUACGAUUUUUCAUAUAGAGCUUUGAUCAUGAGAUUAAAACUCUUUAAAAACAGUAAUCACCCUGACAUCGCUGAUUCUCUUAAUGAUUUAGGAUUGCGCUGUUAAAAUUUAGGGGAUAAUAAAAAAGCGAUGGAUCUUAUUUAAAAAGCUAUAGAUAUGUUAGAAGCAAUCAACCAAAAUAAUAAUGAAAAAUUAGCAAUUUAUUACAACAGUCUUGCAGUUAUUUAACAAAAUAAUGGAGAAUAUCUAAAAGCAAAAAUUAAUCUUGAAAAAGCUAAUGAAGUUCUAGAAAAAUUUGAAAAAAAAAAUAUUCCUUAUUAGUCACUCAUAAUUUAAAACAUUGGCAACUUAAAUAAUUUUUUAGGAGAUUACUAGAAAGCUGAAAAAUAUUUAUUAAAAUCUCUUAAUCUAAGAAAAGAAAUAUUUAAAGAAGACCAUUAAGAUAUUGCUACAAAUAUGAAUUACAUUGGUGAUAGCUACUUAGGUUUAGGAGAUUACUAAAAAGCUUUAGAAUUCUAUUUAAAAUCUCUAAGGAUAAGAUAGAAAAUAUUAAAUAAAAACCAUAACUCAAUUGCAACUUCUCUUAACAGUGUUGGAAACUGUUAUCUGAAGUUAAAAAACUACAAAUAAGCAUAGAAAAAUUUAUUUUAGUCUCUAAAUAUGAGAUAAAAUUGUAAAGAAAUAAACCCUCUUCACAUUGCAAUUUCUCUCAAUUAAAUUGGAGAGUUUUACUAUGAACUUAAAGAUUAUAAAAUUGCACUAGAAUAUUAUCAAGAAUCUCUUGCUAUUGCUAAAAGAGCACUCAGAUAAAAUCAUCCUCACUUUGCAAAGUAUUUUUAUAAUUUAGCCCUUUGCUACUAAUAGCUAGGAUAUGAUUUUAAAUCUUAGCUUUACUUUCUAUUUUCUUAUGAAAUAAAAAAUUAAGCUAAUUAAUUCAUAUUAGAAAAAGAAUUAAAAAUGUCUCCUUAUUUAUAAUUCUAUUUGAAAUUCUUGCAGUACACAAAAAAAUACAAAAAAAAAUUUGAAAUAAAUUGA
Messenger RNA from Tetrahymena thermophila SB210, 2898 nucleotides. RefSeq names its product tetratricopeptide repeat protein. Gene Ontology annotation, molecular function: protein binding; protein kinase activity; ATP binding. NCBI's taxonomy places the organism in Eukaryota, Ciliophora, Oligohymenophorea, Hymenostomatida, Tetrahymenidae. Gene Ontology annotation, biological process: protein phosphorylation. The transcript has a single exon. The record is from RefSeq and is a predicted model, not a curated record.